Messenger RNA from Planococcus citri (citrus mealybug), 1938 nucleotides. RefSeq names its product mediator of RNA polymerase II transcription subunit 25-like. Gene Ontology annotation, biological process: positive regulation of transcription by RNA polymerase II. NCBI's taxonomy places the organism in Eukaryota, Metazoa, Arthropoda, Insecta, Hemiptera, Pseudococcidae. The coding region runs from base 551 to 1765 and encodes 404 amino acids. Gene Ontology annotation, cellular component: transcription regulator complex; mediator complex. The transcript has 6 exons. The record is from RefSeq and is a predicted model, not a curated record.
GUACAUUUUCUUCCGUCUCUCUAUUUUUGUUAUCUUUAUCUACAGUUAUCGAAUUACCACAUGUCGACAACAGCUGCUGCUGCUAGAGCUAGAAUGCUUUGAAAACACAACUCUCGCAGAAACCUGUGCGGCUGUGCGAUAUUUCGAAGUGUUCGUAAACGUAAAUCGAGAGUGUUCAUUUCUUAAACGUUCGUUUUGACGCGAUAAAAUUUGAUUAUUCGAAUAAAAAAAAUCGUGUGAUGGUGUGACUGUUCUUGGAAGUGUAUUGUUUACGUUGUGCCGGUUUCGGUUGCCGGAUAAUUUAUGAUUUGGAUGACGUUUUACGACGUAUAAAGGCUUAUUUUGUUCGGAAGGUGAAGCUGCGAGUGUUUAAGAGUAAAUUUCUUAUAACGGAUUCGUGCUUAAGCUAAACUUCACAGGUUACGUCGUUUUAGUGUUAUCAGUUACCACUCCUCUUUCGCCAGCGCUGUCGACGCUGUUUUGUAUUGCUGUUGAUCAAGUUGCAUACCUGUUGCAAGUCAGGCAUCCGAAUCCGAUACUUGCGAAUAAAAUGAUGACGGAGCAACUCUGCGAAGAAAGUGACCAAAUAAUGGUGCAGAAUCUGCAGACCCAGACCCAGACCGCGACCGCGGACGCCGAGCUGGAGGUGCCCAGCCGUAAAAGGAAAACGAGUACGUCGAGUAUCUGCAGUUCCUCCAAAGCGAUAGCGAUGGAUAACGACGAAGACUUGGCCGUCAAGAUAUCGCGGCUGCUCGAUUUAAAAUUACAUCCCGUCAUAUCUCGACUGGAUGAAAUUGCUUCGAUGGUCGAACGUCAGGCUGAAAAUUUGGCCUCUCUCGCUGAUCGUGUUGGACGCAUCGAAGACGAUAUCGUAAGUGCAGCCGGUGCAAAUAAAACCAACGAAGUCGAGCUGCUUCAAAAACAGCUGACAUUUUUCGCUAGUCCGAUGCAUACGCAUACGCCCGAUACGGAUAUUCCUAAGGAUGAGACAGUUUGGCGUGGAAUGUUGGAAUGGAACGAUAAAGUAGUUUAUUGCGAUGCUACUUGGGAUCCGAAAAAUGGUGAUCCAGAAGUUAAAUUUGACGAUUGGCCGACGAAAUUGGUGAUGCAGGUUUUACCCAAAACGUUGAUAAGUAGCGUGGGUGCAUCUUACAUGAAAAAUGCCACCUCUAUGGUAUUCUAUCCCACUCCUAGUGCAGCUUCAGAUGUAGUCGCCAAAAAAAUGACUAGUGGUUUUGCCGGUUGCAUUACGUUGAAAAAUUCGAAUACUCCGGAUUGCAAUUUAAAAGUGCUGAUUUUAACGUUUUCGCCGAGUAAAAACGUAUACCUCGGUUUCAUCCCGCACGAUCAGUCGACAUUUGUAAAACGACUUCGCAGCCUGAUUCAGCAGCGUAAAAAUGAUCAGAAGAUGGGAAAAAUUCCGGCUAGUCCCCUAGGAUCCAGCAGUACGCCCGUAUCACAAACUCCGAGUCGAUCUAAUAACCUGGCGACUGAGAUGAAAUUAACACGCCGAGAUAAUUUGAACAUCAUUCACCAACUCAAGCAAUCAUUGGCCGCUGCUCAACGAAAAGAGUUGCAAUAUCAGCGAACUCCUCGGUUUAAGGUGAAGCUUCGCCGGCCAUCCGCUGUGGGAAGAUCUCAUACGGUGAACGUGCCAAGCCACCAGCAGCAUCCUCAACCUCAACAGGUUCGAAAUAUUCGCUCAGAUGCUGCGCAAACUGCUACACAAUUCGAUGAUGAAGAAGAUGUUAAAUUUUUCGUGUAAUUGACGAGAAUUGAAACUCGUAGAAGGAUAUUAUUUUUGUUUUGGUUUCUCGUACAGAGAGUUGUCAUUUUAUUAUUUACCUAAGUACCAUUUUUUUGUUACGUUUUUAUAUUGUAAUUCUACGUGCACCGAAGGUGUAUAAGUUUGCUUUCAAUACAUCAAUUCGUAUCUAU